This is a messenger RNA of Dimorphilus gyrociliatus, 2569 nucleotides long. The record is from the annotation of a GenBank genome assembly. Lineage: Eukaryota; Metazoa; Annelida; Polychaeta; Dinophilidae.
GAUGUUAGCUUGGUUUUGCGAGAUAAGAAUAGAAACUGUUAAAAAGGUUAUCGAGUAUUUGAUGCCGAAAGCCUUAGGUAGUUUAUGCCCAAGAUUUCUGUUUCAAGGCGGAAACUACGGUUUAGUCGGUCCCAUAGAUUAUUUAUCUGUUGACUGUCCUCCUCUAACCGACGACAUAAACUCUCCAAAUGACGAUAAUUCAACAAUUUCGAGCUCUGAAAGCUCAUUUGUUAAUUCAUUUUGGCCGAAGGAAUUGGAAGGUGAGCUAAUCGGCGACAAAUUUAAAGAGUUAAAUGGAAACGAAGGGAUGAUGUAUGGUUUCCUUCCUAAAGAGUUGGCAGAACCUCUUUCAUUCGUCUCUAAUCAGCGCCAACUUGAAGGAAAUUAUCUAUGGACAAGUGAGCAACUUUUUUCUAAAAAGCCUAUCAGUAUGGCGAAUAAUCAAUUUGGCAGGGAAAAAUUAGAGGACGUGAAUAACGAAGAUGCUGAUGAAUCAUUCGACAUCUCUUCCUUAAGUAGAGCUAUUUCGAAAAGAAAACUUAACAAUUCCGAUUCUAAGAAAUUCAAAGCAGAAAUAAUUAUUGGACGUAAGUGUGAUAUCCGGUCCUCUGAUUUCUCUUCUAACUUGCUUCAUCGGAUAACAUCUUGGACCAGGGCGUCAUCUAGUCACGAUUUUUCAUCGACAGCAGAGGCUAAUCAACAGGCGGUAAAGAGCACUGAAGAAAUUUUGGACAUAAACAACUCAUUUGACCCUUUAAGGAACCAAGUUUUGAUUGAAAAUACGAUAUUUGAAGUUCCUAAAAUGUCAUCAUCUCUAUUAAAUUCUUCAUCUACAUCAAUUUCUUCGAAAUCUGAAGAAUUACUAUUAAAUUUUAACACAAUUAAGGCUGUACCAUUCGUAAAAACACCAGACGGAAUUUCUCCUACAGUGAGUUCUUUUUUCAAGCAAAAAUAUGUUAGAGGUUCCUGGAAUGGAACGGUUGAACAAGGGAAUAUUACCAAUCUCUCUUUUCGCGACGUACAGUGUCUACCUCUAUGUAAUGUAGAAAUCCUCCACAUAGGAUUAAUUGAUAUGAAUUUGAAAGGGUCAGAGAUAUCGGGAAAGCUGCCCUUAACCUUCCGUUUCGGUCAAACAGGUCCUGAUCAACAGCUUUUAUGCCGAGUUGAAGGUAAACUAGAGAACAAUAUUGCAACUGGAACUUUUGAAAGUGAUAUACUACCUAGGAGGAGUCUUAUUGAUAGUUCACAGGAUGUUCAAGAUGAAAAGUACAUAAGUACAUAUACAGAAAAUCAAGAAGCUCCACCAAAAUAUUCUUUAAUGCUCAAUCAAUUUGACAAAAUUAUCCAGGAGGAGAACGAAAUACUGAAUGCUGUUUCCGAUUCUCAACUACUACAUGACAAAAGAGAAAUUAAUAAGGCAAAUGCCUUAAAAGUCUAUUCUUCUUCUAGAUACAGUCCUGAUGUUUUCCAAGGGAUCAAGUAUCUAUCUGGAGAGUGGUACUCUGAUUAUGAUGGAAGAGAACUAGUUAACCUUGAAGUUCGAGAUAUUAGAGCAGUACAAACAGAUCUAACGACUGCAAGUUUAACUGUAGCAAAUUUAGAGGUUAAAUCCGAAGUCACAGAUAAUAUUGUGUCUGGAACGCUUCUACUAACGUUUAUUUGCAAGGAGUUGGACAAUAGGAGUCAAACAAAGGUAUGCAUCGUAAAAGGAGUAGUUGAUGGGACACUAGCUAGAGGAACGUUUGAAAGCGAGCCAGAUACAUUUCAUUCCGUUAAGCAUAAUGAUACCAUGUUUGUAAGAACUUUAAGUGAAAUGAAUUUAUCUCCUAUUAAAAUGAAAAACUCCGUUAACGAUUCCAGUAUUGCAGAGGAAGAAAACGAACAAAUUUCAAAAUCUAUUACAGGAGCUAUCCGUAAGAUAUACGAUGAAAUGGAUCUUAAAGAGGAUGAUGAAAAAUCUGACAGAAUAAUGUCAAGGAGAGACGUAACGACCAGACCUAAACAACAAGUUCAAUUGUCCAAUAAAGGGAGCAAAGUAUCGAAAAGUCUAUCAUCAAGAUUUAAGCCCGACUUAAGAAUGGAAGACAGCUCGGAUGGGAACAUUACAGUAAAAUCCACCUCUUCCGCAAUGUCUUUUAAGACAUCUCGAGAAGAUGUUCUUAUAACGGGAUAUUGGCAAUUUGAAGAUCUUAAUAAAGGAACUAUUGAGAAAUUAAGAGUAGAAAAUUUAAAGGUUUUCAGAUGCAGCAAUCCAAUAGCAAAAGUAAAACUAAUAGAAUAUCAGCCUAACAUUAAGAUAGAUGGAAAUUGCGCUAAAGGAACAAUCACUUUACAAUUACUUAUAGAAGACACGGAACCAAUUAAAACAUUCCUAUGCGACAUCAUUGGCGUCGUGGAAAGUAAUGGAAACGUUAGUGGAACUUUAACAAAUGAAGAUAGAAUUAACGACAAACAAAUGGAAGAUCAAUAUAUAUCAACAUAUACUGAAUUAAAACAAGUUCCGCCCAAAUUAUCAAGCGUAGAUAUUCAUAGAAAUUACAUAGAAACCAUAGAAGAAGAAAAUGAUUAA